This is a messenger RNA of Loxodonta africana (African savanna elephant), 2149 nucleotides long. Its product is annotated as zinc finger and SCAN domain-containing protein 29-like. NCBI's taxonomy places the organism in Eukaryota, Metazoa, Chordata, Mammalia, Proboscidea, Elephantidae. Bases 431 to 1045 code for a protein of 204 amino acids. The transcript has a single exon. The record is from RefSeq and is a predicted model, not a curated record.
GGAGGGUGUGCGCUCUCCUGGGAAGGGAGCUUUGAUCGGCGCGGCGCGCGCAGAGAGCCGGGCCAGGGCGGGCGCUGGUCGGACCGCCGCAGGCUGGUGGUUCGAGCACCGGAGACGGCACGAGUGACUAUCUGCUGCGGGGUCGUCGCUGAGCGCUCUCGCCUCACGGUGUAUUUGCAUGUGAAUGGGGCGCGGAGCGCUGCUCUACACCCCCUUUUAAACUUUGUUUCCGCGUCCGGAGGAGCGCAGUGGGGGCGGCCGCCUCUGGCCUGGGUCCCCCAGUCUCAGGAGAAAUGUGAAGCGCAGCGGGGGCGCGUGCAUUUGGAGUGUCCCGCUCUGCCUGGCGACCGGGUCGCCGUUUCGUCUGGCUUUUCCUUCCCCGGCCUUUUCCCGGCUCGCGCCCCCUUUGUGCGCGCCCACCCGGGCUGGGAUGAUGAUCGCCAACACCCGGGGCUUCCUGUGGUCAGACCUGGAGACGCGAGCCCUGCUGGGCAUCUGGGGCGAAGCGGGCGUGCAGUCGGCGCUGGACGGCAACUUUCGGAACAGCCAUGUGUACCGGGACGUGGCGCGCAGGCUUGCCCAGGUGGGCUUCGAGCGGACCCCGGAGCAGUGCCGCGUCCGCAUCAAGGGCUUGAAGCGCCAGUAUUACCAGGCGAAGGACGGGCUCCCCAAGGGCGGGCCUGCGCGCAAGGUCUGCAAGUUCUUCGACGACAUGGACCGUAUCCUGGGCGCCCGGGCUGCCGCCGGGGGCCCCGCGCACCCCCGGGGAGGCCCCACGCCUGGAGACGCGGCCUGCCGGGACCAGGCGGCUGAGAAGGGCUUGACCGGCCAGGGCUCCUCGUUCGCCCAGCGUCCGGUCAAGGUAGAGCGUGCGCCCUUUGCCAUCCCGGUGCCACCUGGUGAUGGUGAGUGCAGCCCUGGGCCAGGGCGUGUGUGUGGGCGCGCGCACUCUCGGGGAUGGUUACCCCAAGAGAUCACUGUGACCCAGAGGGUUAUCCAGGCACCCCAAAGACUCUCAUGCCUGACCUUGGCUGUUGGGCUGUAGAAUUCCCCAGGGUCAGUCCCUGGACUCUGAGAUGCUUUUCAAAUGGGAUGAACUAUAUAAGAAUUUAGGUAUAAACUGAACACGCAGAUUCUAAUUGUUUGGGGGCCCCAUACCUCUCCACGUGACUUCCAGUUUCCUUCUACUCUGUAAAUAUUAAUUUAUCAAGUAUCUUUUAUGCAGCUGGAUAGCUUACGUGUGGUAGUAUCUCUCACGACGUGGAGAGAUUGCCGUUAUCCACCUUUGUAUAGAAGACAAGUGGAGCCCUGUGGUGCAGUGGUUAAAGCGCUCAGCUGCUAACUGAAAGGUGGGCGGUUUGAACCCAGCAGCUCCAGUGGAGAAAGAUGUGGCAGUCUGCUUUGGUAAAGAUUUACAGCUUUGGAAAUCCUAUGGGGCAGUUCUGCUCUGUCCCUCAGGGUCCCUAUGAGUCGGAAUCAACUCCACGACAGCGAGUUUUGAUUUGGUUUGUCUUAAAUUCACACACUUAAUGAUUGGUCAGCAAGAUUUUUCUUUGAACUUGUUUGAGGUGUCAUUAUAAGACUGUGUUGCUAAGCGUUUGCCAGAAAGUAGCAUUCUAGAUCACUGACUUCCCACCCCAAGUUUUAGGGGGUGCCAGAGUGUAUCUCGGUUAGCUUUAGGACUUCUCUGACAUGCUAAAUUGGUUAUAAAUUCACAUUAAUUUAAAGCACCUUUGGCACCGUGAUGACAAUACACAGAGCUGUAACUGACAAGUCUAAAAAACAGCUCAGACUAAGAAAUCCCUGUAAUUCUCUAGGUUCCUCGACUAGAUGUCUUUAAAACAAACAAAAACCAGACACACCUGACCUGUUUUUCCAGACUCAGAAUUGUUGUAAAGAUGAAGCUACUUAAUAGGGUGAAUUUUAAGUUGCCUCUUGUCAAGGCCUUUUUACCCUUUAGAACACUGCUGUUUAUAUUUAAACAAUUCAGUGGCUAAGUCCAAAUGGUGUCUAUCAGUAAACCACCUGCAACUUCUGAUUUACUAAGCCCUGUGGUUAGGUGCUGUCAGUGGAUUUCGACUCAUCGCAACCCCACGCGACAGAGUAGAACUGCCCCAUGAGGUUUUCUAGGCUGUAAAUCUUUUCAGCA